This is a messenger RNA of Scheffersomyces amazonensis, 1179 nucleotides long. RefSeq names its product triose-phosphate isomerase (gene TPI1). Gene Ontology annotation, molecular function: triose-phosphate isomerase activity. Gene Ontology annotation, biological process: gluconeogenesis; glycolytic process; glycerol catabolic process. The record is from RefSeq and is a predicted model, not a curated record. Gene Ontology annotation, cellular component: cytosol. The transcript has a single exon. The coding region runs from base 421 to 1167 and encodes 248 amino acids. Lineage: Eukaryota; Fungi; Ascomycota; Pichiomycetes; Serinales; Debaryomycetaceae.
GAUUAUUAGUAAAUCAUAUAAUAAAUAAGUAUAAUGUAAAACGCAUAAGCAGAGUCUCUACUGAUGUACUAAAAAAUUGACAUAUACAUAAAAAUAAUUUACCUAUACAUUAAUACUACAAAUAAUCUAUAAACCUUAUAAUUGUGUACUAAAUUCCCGGUAUACUUGUCCUCGGAUGAUUAUGGUCCUUUCCGUCAGGUGGUGAGUGAAAGAAAAUUUACUCCCGGUGGGAAUCGCUGUGGUGGUGAGCAUAGCGCAGAAAACAAAGAAGGAAAAAAAAUAAUGAACCACCGAAAUUCAACCUAUAAAAUCAGUUCGGAAUCAUUUUUAAGUGGUUUGUUAAAUUAUUAAUUUUUCACAUCAAUUGAUAUCAAUUCUUACAUAUCAGAUCAAUACUAAUACUACUAAUAAUAAUAUACAAUGGCUCGUCAAUUUUUCGUUGGAGGUAACUUCAAAAUGAAUGGUACCAAAGAAUCCCUUACUUCAAUCAUUGAUAAUUUAAAUAAGGCUGAAUUACCAAGUAAUGUUGAAGUUGUUAUUGCUCCUCCAGCUCCUUACUUAGGUUUAGCUGUUACUGAAAAUAAACAAAAGACUGUUGCUAUUUCUGCUCAAAAUGUCUUUAAUAAAGCUUCUGGUGCUUACACUGGUGAAAUUUCUCCAACUCAAUUAAAGGAUUUAGGUGUUCACUGGACUUUAACUGGUCACUCUGAAAGAAGAACCAUUAUUAAAGAAUCAGAUGAAUUUAUUGCUGAAAAGACUAAAUUUGCCUUAGAUAAUGGUGUUUCUGUUAUUUUAUGUAUUGGUGAAACUUUAGAAGAAAGAAAAUCUGGUGUUACUUUAGAAGUUACUGCUAGACAAUUAGAUGCUGUUUCCAAAAUUGUUUCUGAUUGGACUAAUAUUGUUAUUGCUUAUGAACCAGUUUGGGCUAUUGGUACUGGUUUAGCUGCUACUUCUGAAGAUGCUCAAGAAACUCAUAAAGGUAUUAGAGAUCACUUAGUUAAAACCAUUGGUGCUGAACAAGCUGCUAAGGUUAGAAUCUUAUAUGGUGGAUCUGUUAACGGUAAGAAUGCUCCAGAUUUCAAAGAUAAAGCUGAUGUUGAUGGUUUCUUAGUUGGUGGUGCUUCUUUAAAACCAGAAUUUGUUGAUAUCAUUAAGUCUAGAUUAUAAAUAAUUUAACUU